ACAGAUACCUAUAGACCAGAAUGGAAACAGCAUAUAGUGCUUCCCUGAUUUGGUGUUCACCAUUUUCAUCCCCAUAUUCCUCAACUAAAUCCUGAACCCAACCCCAAUACCACCCAAGCUACUAUGGGGACAUAUCUCACAGUGCUUCCAUCUGCCAAUCCAAACUGCCCAUUAAGAAACAUAAAUGAAACAAUGAGUGUGAAAAUUCCUUACACACCCUUGGCAUAGACACUCAAUAAAUUACAUAUCCUCAAAACUCUUUAAACAGGCAGAUCACAAUGCAAGAACUCAACCAGUCCUCCGUGACAGAAUUCAUUCUUUUGGGUUUUGCCCCCAACCCUAGGACCAACCCUCUGCUCUUCACCUUCUUUCUCACCUUUUACCUUCUAAUCCUCAUAAGCAACAGCCUCCUCAUCACCCUUAUUCACCAGGAUUCUCGCCUCCACACACCCAUGUACUUUUUCAUCAGUGUCCUCUCCACGCUGGACGUGUGCUACACAACCACUACCGUGCCCCAGAUGCUUGUGCAUAUUCUCAGUGAGAAGAGGACCAUCUCUUUUGCUAGAUGUGUGGCCCAGAUGUACAUCUUCCUCCUCUUUGGGGUCACUGAGUCCUGGCUUUUCUCUAUCAUGUCUGUGGACAGGUACGUGGCCAUCUGCCAUCCUCUCCGGUAUAAGAUCAUCAUGAGCCAUUGGAUGUGCCUCCUCAUGGUGGGCAUCUGUGCAGCCUAUGGUGUGGUGGGUGGCCUGUGCUAUACCUUCUUUGCUAUGAGUCUGCCCUACUGUGGCCCUAAUGAAAUUGACCACUACUUCUGUGAGGUCCCUGCUGUCCUAAAGCUGGCCUGUGCAGACACAUCCCUCAAUGACUUGGUGGACUUCAUCACGGGCUUCAAUGUCAUUGUGAUCCCACUGUCCCUGGUUGUCAUCGUCUAUGCCAACAUCUUUGCCACCAUCAUGAAGAUCCGCUCAGCCCAGGGACGGGUCAAGGCCUUCUCCACCUGUGCCUCCCACAUCACUGUGGUCACCAUGUUCGCCAUUCCAUGCAUCAUUAUGUACAUGAGCCCUGGCUCUGACUCCUUGUCAAACAAUGGCAAGAAAAUGGCCCUUUUUUAUAACAUUGCCACAGCCUUCCUCAACCCUGUCAUCUACAGUCUGAGGAACAAGGACGUGAAAAAGGCUUUCCUCAAAUUGAUGGGAUGGAGCAGGGCCCCACAAUGAGGCCUUAAAGCUGAAGACCUGGGGAGCCAAACAAAGCAGGACUCACACCCACAACCCCUCAAAGACUCUUCCAUGAGACCUGGGAGGGCUGUACUCCAUAAAGCUAACCCUUCACCCUGGCCUAGGGAGAAGGAACUGAGUACUCAGACAACCACAGCAUCUGUGGUGACCUGGUUUGGGACAGAGGUGAUUGUGAAGGUAGAGCACAGUGGUCAAGAGCCAGGAUGACAGACUUGAUUUUAGCCAUUAGCAGGACAUAUGAA
Molecule: messenger RNA, 1480 nt
Organism: Leopardus geoffroyi (Geoffroy's cat)
Lineage: Eukaryota; Metazoa; Chordata; Mammalia; Carnivora; Felidae
Product: olfactory receptor 2G3-like
Exons: 1
Coding region: 279-1217 (312 amino acids)
Biological process (GO): G protein-coupled receptor signaling pathway
Cellular component (GO): membrane
Molecular function (GO): olfactory receptor activity; G protein-coupled receptor activity
Source: RefSeq, a predicted model, not a curated record